AUGGCAAAUAUUGCGAGAUCGAUAAAUGCGUAUUUGAGACGUUCGUCGGCGAAAGAUUGGCGAAAUUAUUUUUUAUCAACGCAUUUUUGGGGACCAGUUGCGAAUUGGGGAAUUCCGAUCGCAGCGAUCGCUGAUUUCAAGAAAAGUCCUGAAAUAAUUUCUGGUCCAAUGACUGCAGCGUUAAUUCUAUAUUCAUCAGCUUUCAUGCGUUUUGCUUGGCUUGUUAAACCUCGAAAUUUGCUGCUUUUCGUUUGUCAUUUCACAAAUUGUAGCGCUCAGACAAUUCAAAUGAUGCGAUUUGUUAAUCAUAAUUUCUUGCAUUUAAUAGAAAAUUCAGCAAUUAAACGUGCAACUGGAACAAUUAAAGAGAAUGCUUAA
Messenger RNA from Dracunculus medinensis (Guinea worm), 378 nucleotides. The record is from the annotation of a GenBank genome assembly. NCBI's taxonomy places the organism in Eukaryota, Metazoa, Nematoda, Chromadorea, Rhabditida, Dracunculidae.